Messenger RNA from Cariama cristata (Red-legged seriema), 491 nucleotides. It is a transcript of the gene DYNLT2, whose product is annotated as t-complex-associated-testis-expressed 3. Lineage: Eukaryota; Metazoa; Chordata; Aves; Cariamiformes; Cariamidae. Gene Ontology annotation, cellular component: cytoplasmic dynein complex; cytoplasm. Gene Ontology annotation, biological process: microtubule-based movement. Gene Ontology annotation, molecular function: dynein intermediate chain binding. The record is from RefSeq and is a predicted model, not a curated record. The annotation marks the transcript as partial. The transcript is spliced from 3 exons.
ACGAAGGGAAAAAGGACACAAUCAAAUUCGAUGCUUUAGGUAUGGCUCCGAUGGAAGAAGAGUAUUUCAGUGAUUCAAUGAAAGCCAAGCUACUGACUAAUAGGGCAAAGAUGAGAUAUGCUGAUACAUACAGACUGGAGUCGCAUAAUAAAUUUCAUGGUUAUUUAGUGAGAGACAAAGCUCAAGCGAUACUGACGAUAUUUCAAAAUUGUUUUUGAUGAAAUAAACUUCAACAAGCCAAAUAUGAUGGAGUUUCUAGUCCGCCCUUGUGUGCUUCAAUCUCAGAAGAAAUAUUAAAGGCUGUGAAAGAAUUGGACUUUGACCGUUACGAGUACAUUGUAUCAGUACUAAUUGUGGAAAAGGCAGGUCAGCCAAUAAAUGUUGCCAGCAGAUGGGUCUGGGAUGUUCAGAGAGACACUUGGGUUUCAGCUAAAUGUGAAACUGAAACAUUUAUUGCACUGGCAUUGGUAGUGGCUUGUUAUUACGAGUAA